Molecule: messenger RNA, 1888 nt
Organism: Fusarium verticillioides 7600
Lineage: Eukaryota; Fungi; Ascomycota; Sordariomycetes; Hypocreales; Nectriaceae
Exons: 2
Coding region: 275-1744 (489 amino acids)
Biological process (GO): cardiolipin biosynthetic process; CDP-diacylglycerol biosynthetic process
Cellular component (GO): mitochondrion
Molecular function (GO): phosphatidate cytidylyltransferase activity
Source: RefSeq, a predicted model, not a curated record
CCGACGAUCACCGAAGUCGAAGUUUGCGAUCCAUCCGCUUACAAAAACUGAGCUCCACUGACGUCGACGACGGUUUUAUUCGUUUCUUAUUGCUUGCGCUUGUUUAGAGGGUUUCUUGUUCUUGGAUGAUUGGGACCGAAGCUUCCGCGAGCUAACGACCUCGGUAUCAAGAGCUUCAGCUGAACAUCAUCUCUUAUACUACUCUGUACUUCUUAAGCUUUCAGUCUUCAAGUCAACUUCUUACAUCACUUUCUGGUAACUUACAUCUUCAACAAUGGCCUCAAUUGGCCUCCGGUCCUCUGUGACCACCCGCGCCAUAUCCCUCCGAUCCUCCCAUCUACGCCAAAUCCCUCCAACACAAUACCCACGAUCCUACUCCAACUCUUCAAAGCCCUCCUCCUCAAGCUCAAGCUCCAACGACUCCAUCGCAAGCAGCGCAUCCUCAGCACCAAGCAGUAAACUCAAUGUCUUCAGCAGCGAAUGGGAAGACCUCGACACAUCCAUCAAGUCCUUCGCCGACCUACCACAUCGACUCUUCGGCGCGAACCAACACAUGAUCAUCAACUAUGAGCUAAAGGAAGCUUUGCGCCUUAUGCUGCGGCAGUUCAACGCGCCGAUAAUGUACUGCUUUGCUUACGGCUCUGGUGUCUUUCCGCAGAGCCCUUCCAAGGCUAGUAUUUCGGAAGCAGACUUUCGCGCUGUGCAUCCGAAUCCACCGGAGGCGUUGAUCAAGUCGCAGAAGGGAUCGCCGAAAGUGCUGGACUUUAUCUUUGGUGUUUCGCAUGUUGAGCAUUGGCAUUCGAUAAACAUGAAGCAACAUCGGGAUCAUUACUCGGGACUUGCAUCGCUAGGUUCAGGCGUGGUAUCGCGAGUGCAGAACUGGGGUGCUGGUGUCUACUUUAACCCUUAUGUCGAGGUCAACGGCAUGCUCAUCAAGUACGGCGUCACAAGUAUCGAUAACCUCGUUCGCGACCUUUCUUCAUGGGAUAGUCUAUACCUCGCCGGUCGUCUUCAAAAACCCGUCAAGAUUCUCCGCGACCAUCCUCGCGUCCGACUCGCCAACCAACAUAACCUCAUCGCCGCAGUCCGAACAGCUCUUCUCCUCCUCCCACCACAAUUCACCGAAGCUGAACUCUACAGCACCAUCGCUGGCCUAAGCUAUCUAGGCGAUCCACGAAUGGCUCUCCCAACAGAGAACAAGAGCAAAGUCACAAACAUCGUCGACAACAACAUCAUUCACUUCCGUCGUCUCUACGCUCCUCUCGUCAAGACCCUUCCCAACGUGGACUUUACGGGUGCAUGCCGCAUCGACGACACAGACUGGAUCAUGAACCCCGAAGCCGGCAACACACUCCAACAAGACAUGGAUCCCAAACGUCGCGGUAACAUGGUCAGACGACUCCCCCAAACCUUCCGCUCCCGUCUAUACUUCCAGUACCAAAGACGUUUCGGCAUCCCCCGCGGAGAGUUCAACGAGCUCAUGAAAGCCUCAACGGACGAAGAAGGCGGCGCCGUUAAGAAGAUGCAGGGCGGGGAGUUUGAGCGCCGCAUCGCCACAGACGACGCCCGGAAACUCAACGAAACGGUGCGCAUCGUUAUCAAGCAAACGGUCAACUGGCCAAGUACCGUGCAAAGUAUCAAGGGCUUAUUGAUGGGUGGAUUCUCGAGAACGUGGCGCUAUCUCGGGGAGAAGUAUUCAAAGUACAAGAAGGACCAAGAUAGUAAAAAGAGCAAAAAGGCGUGAUCAUUUCUGUAUAUUUACAUUAACGCACAACUUCACGUACCAUGAAUGAGAAGUACAAGGACAAAAAGCGAAUUGGUAUAGACGUAGCGAAGUAGCAAAAAAAGACUCUGGACAUAGUUGUCCAUUUUUAUGAUUCAUCAUGGU